Molecule: messenger RNA, 1025 nt
Organism: Rubroshorea leprosula
Lineage: Eukaryota; Viridiplantae; Streptophyta; Magnoliopsida; Malvales; Dipterocarpaceae
Source: the annotation of a GenBank genome assembly
GAGGCGCUACCUACACCAGCAGCUAUUGCGGGCCCCAAAAUCACAUACCCUGAGGGCUUUAGCUAUACUAAAGUCGACUGUUAGCUCACGAUGGUCCAGGGUAUGCAAAACUUCAUCCCACCUGCGAACCGUCAGCGCGCCAAAGGUUACAUUCAGCAGCAUGGGAGUAAUGCUGCGAUGCUGAAGUUAAUGGGUUCGGUAGCUUUGUUCGAGAGCGAGCAGGUAGCUCGUGGACAAAAUCGUGAGCUGGCUGACAGUUGCAAGCGGUUGACCUUAGACAAAGCGAGCUUGGAGGACGAGGUGAACCCUUUGCAAAGCUCGGAGAUGGCUAAUAGGGUUGCAUCAACUGAGAGCCGGGCUGAUGAGUUGGCCAACAAAGUUAACCAGCUGCAGGAGGAGCUGGAUAGGGUUAAGGCCGAAAAAGAGAGUGGGAUCCAGGCGGCCAUGGAUGAGUCGUUCGGCGCGGAGUGGCUGGUGGGUGUUGACAUGUUCAAGGAUGCCGUGGCUGUGGCUUCCAUGAACACCACGACGAAGAUUUAUAACAACGUUUGUGGUAAAGUGUUGAAGCACCGACCUGACUUCCCGAUCAACGAGCUAGCGUUUUUCGAAGGUGAAGAGUUUGAUGAGGAAGGGAAGAGCCUUGCUGACCCUGUUGAUACGACAGUGCGACUCCGUUGGGAGCUAAACGAAGAAAGAGUGCCUAUAUGGCCUCCGUCUGUUUUAGAAGAAGGAAAGGAGUUUGAGAACCUGCCUAGGUUCGACUCCUGGGUGGGUGACGCUCCUUUAGAAGAAGCUGAACCCUCAAGCACUCCCUCCGCGCCUCAGCUCGCCUCCACUAUUGCCAUCCCCUCUCCAGCUCGUGCUGACGCAUCCAUACCUGUUGAUUUAACGGAUGAUUAGGAUUAGAUUUUUUACAUGUUUCUUCUGCUUUUGUAGUUUUAGUAUUUCCUUGUUUAAGACAUAUUUUGUACUUAUGUUGACACCUCAUGUAAUUGAUUUACAAGGAAUACAAUCCAAAUGAUUUU